AUGGCCGGCGCCGGGGGCACGAAGCGGGCACCGUCUCCGAACGGUGCUAUAUCUCCGCCUCCACUGAAACGAAAAGUUGAGCCAACGGUGACCAAGAAAGCCAUGUCCUCGUUCUUCACGCCAACAUCUCAGAAAAAGCCCGAGCAAAUCACCUGGCGGAUUGUGAAGAACAGUCUAAUUAUUGGCAAAUAUGCCAAAGAACCGGGACCUGAGGAAGAGUCUUCAGGCAAGCCAAAAAUUGCUGCAUUUGAUUUUGACUCGACUUUGAUUUCAACUGCCUCGGGGAACACAUUCCCAAGAAACUCGGCAGAUUGGAAGUGGUGGCAUUCUUCCGUACCUUCUCGUCUGAAAGAGCUGGAGGCCGAUGGAUACCGAGUAAUUAUUGUUUCCAAUCAAAAAAAGAUCAGCCUGAAAAAAGAGAUGAAAGCCGGGAAGGGCGAUUCUAAAAGCUUGACAAAUUUCAAAGAAAGGAUCACGGCCGUUAUGGAACAGCUAGAUCUCCCUAUGAGUGUUUACGCUGCUACAGAGGAUGACGACUAUCGGAAACCGAGGAGUGGGAUGUGGAACGAAUUCUUAGACGACUAUGACUUCGACGUGGCUGGAGUCGACCUGUCAGGGUCUGUUUUUGUUGGAGAUGCCGCCGGCCGGCCGCGAGACCAUUCUCAGGUAGACCGGGGAUUCGCAGCCAAUAUCGGGCUUCCGUUCAAGACGCCUGAGGAGUUCUUCCUCGGGGCCGACCCAGAGCCACUUGUGGAACCUUUCAAUCCGUCUUUGUAUCUUCAAAAUGACGACGACAAUGCGCCUGCCCCUUUCUCACGCCAAAAUCCCCUCGAACUUGUCAUCUUCUGUGGCAGCCCCGGAGCGGGCAAAUCGACUUUUUACUGGGAUUACCUAGAACCAAUGGGUUAUGAGCGAGUGAACCAGGACAUUCUCAAGACGCGACCAAAAUGCAUCAAAGUAGCCAAGGAGCACCUUGCGGCCAAAAAGUCCGUUGUGGUCGGGCCACAUUCCUCUCCAGACUUUGCUAACUCACUGCUUGCCGAAAACAAUUCCCCGACGCGAGUCGGAGAAUUGGGCAUCAAAACGCACAUAGACAAUACCAAUGCAGACCUAGAAACCCGAGCCCAUUGGAUUGAAGUCGCAAAGGAAUUUGAAGUCCCAAUUCGUUGCGUGUAUUUUUCCGCGUCGCCCGACCUCUGUCGGCAUAACAAUGCCGUUCGAGCAGCAAAUCAGGACCUGAAUCCGGAAUCUCGUACCUCACUACCAGGAAUCGCCUUUGGGGACUUCCUUCGCCGAUUCAAAGAACCGACCCUAUCGGAGGGUCUCACGGAUAUUGUUCGCGUUGACUUUCGCUUCCGAGGAACUGCCGAUGCGAAACGCAUCUGGAGCCAGUAUUGGAUCUGA
This is a messenger RNA of Aspergillus affinis, 1404 nucleotides long. RefSeq names its product putative DNA 3'-phosphatase Tpp1. The transcript is spliced from 9 exons. Gene Ontology annotation, biological process: DNA repair. Gene Ontology annotation, molecular function: ATP-dependent polydeoxyribonucleotide 5'-hydroxyl-kinase activity; double-stranded DNA binding; polynucleotide 3'-phosphatase activity. Bases 1 to 1404 code for a protein of 467 amino acids. NCBI's taxonomy places the organism in Eukaryota, Fungi, Ascomycota, Eurotiomycetes, Eurotiales, Aspergillaceae. The record is from RefSeq and is a predicted model, not a curated record.